CAUCUCUCUCUCUCUCUCUUCUCUGUAAGCUUAAAAAAGCCCUCGAAAAUGGCGGAGCCACCACCGUCUUACCAUCACUUCGUAGGUCCUUCGAAACCUCGAUCAUCGAGCAAACGACACUCUUUCUCCUCUUCUUCUGGUACUCAUCAGACUUGCCACCGUCUCUUCCCUUGCCAGUACUGUCCCCGCAAGUUCUACACCUCUCAAGCUCUCGGCGGUCACCAGAACGCUCACAAACGCGAACGCGCCGCUGCUCGUCGUAACCUCGGCGUCCUUUCUCACUCUCCACCCAUCCUCGACGACACCACCACCUUUCUUCGUCAUCCUUACCCUUGUUUUUACCCUAACCAGAUGCAAGGACCCUCUUCUCCUUCUGGAAUCGGACCCGGUCAUGAACAGACGGCGAUGAUGAUGACCAUGGGCGGCAGUGGUGGUGGCUACGAUCCGUUUCCGUAUCCUUACGUGUACCCUUUUGGAUUGUCUGGUAGUAACGAUGGUAACGGCGUCAUGAUGGAAGAAGACGAGCCUCUCGAUCUCGAUCUCGACCUCUCUCUCCGUUUAUGAACUUUUAUCUGCUUUUUUUUUUUUUUUUGCUUUGGUGGGUUUUGUUUUGUUUUGUUCAGAUGACUCUUUUAAGUACAACUUU
This is a messenger RNA of Camelina sativa (false flax), 646 nucleotides long. RefSeq names its product zinc finger protein KNUCKLES-like. Gene Ontology annotation, biological process: negative regulation of abscisic acid-activated signaling pathway. NCBI's taxonomy places the organism in Eukaryota, Viridiplantae, Streptophyta, Magnoliopsida, Brassicales, Brassicaceae. The record is from RefSeq and is a predicted model, not a curated record.